UCUUACUGUAAAUUACUUCACGGGUAAAAUGUGCGUCCAAGGCUGUGUCAUUAUAUGUUAGUAGUGAUGUGGAACUUUGCAAUAGAGGAAAUAUGACGAAAAGAAAUUUGUUUAUCAACACAUUAUUUUUGGUUAUUGCAAUAAUAUUUAGUGCAAUAUCACAGUGUUCGUCUGCUUUAUCAAAUAAACGAUUAUGUUAUAACCCUGACUGUUCCGAGCCUGUUUCAUUGGCUAGAACAACGAUUAAAUAUGCUCCAAAUGAACCAGGAUUAUUGAAAUUUGAUAUUAGUGCAGAAGUCAAAGUUUAUAGUAAAGAAGCAGGCAACAGAACUGACUUAUGGGGUGUUGAGAUAAAUGGAAAACGUGGAUAUGUACCAAAAAGUUUUCUUAAAGAAUAUAAAAUUAUACACAAGAACUUGAAGUAUGAAGUGCCUAUUAAUCAGUUGUCUAAUAACGUAGUAUCUAAUGAGAAGCCUCAGCCUAAGGAAGAUAAUGAUAAAUCAGUAUUUGAUACAAAGGAUAUUAAAGUUUCAAACGUUGAAACUGACAAUUUGGAUUUAAAAUCCACAGAGGAACUGCCACAUAAUGUGACUUCUUCCCAUGAAAAUAUAGAUGGAAUUACAUUCCAUUUAAAUCAUGAUGAGCCUUCUGUAUCAUCUUCUCCAACAGAAGUCGUAGAAAAAGCAGUAGUGCCAAAUAAAGAAGAUGCAGUUGAUAAUUCCAAAAUAAAUUCCAAUAAUAAUAAAAAUGAAUUAAAUAUUUUUACAAAAGAUACAAAGUUGCCACAAGAACUUUCAAAUGAUGAGUUAAAUGUAGAAGAACAUAGCCCUUCCAAUAAACUUAAUAUUAAACAUUUUAUAACCAAUUCAGAAGAAACAUUUAAUUUAUCAGAUGAAACUGAAGUUGUACAUGAUCCAUCAUUAAAUAUAACUGAAAAUGUUGAGAAGAAAACAGAUGACGAAGUAGAAAAUUUAAACAAUAAUUCUUCUCCAGUAAAAGAUGCAUUAAUCUCUAAGAGUGACAUUGAUAUGAGUGUUUCUCAAACACUUUCUAAUGAUGUCAAAGAAACAUUAACGAACAAAGAUGAAAUAGUGGCUGAACAGAAUAAUACAGAUAAUGUCGAGUCAAAUAAAACAGAUCUAAUUAAUGAUAUUAACAUACCUGUAGAAAGUACAGAAAGCAUUAACAUAUCUAAUGAAAAAGAUGCUCUGCUUUCAAACAUUGAUACACUUUUAGAAGCAGAACAAAAUGAAUUAGAAAAAGAAAAUAAACAUAGUGAAGAUUUAAAUAAUGUCUCUUUACCAUUGGAAACAAAUACUACAGAUACAGUGAAAGUGACAUUACCUUCUGAAAGUGCUGAAGAAUCUGAGAAACACGCUAAUAAAUUUGAUAAAAUUGAUGAUAAAUUAUUAGAAAAUAAUAAAGAAUUAACAAUAGAACAAAGCCAAUUAAAAGAAAAAGCCAGGAGUACUGAGGACUUAAGUAAAUAUAAUAAUGUUGCAUCUUUAAUUCUAAAAUCAAGCGCAAAGAAUACUGCUGAAUUAACAUUAUCUUCCGAUACUAAGAAAGAUGAGGAAAGUAAAGAAAUUAAUUUAAAGACUGAAUAUGAAAAAACAUUGUCUGAUACUGAAAAUGCUAAACUUGAUGUAAUUUCUGAAGCAGAAAUGGCCCCAUUUAUUUCUCAAGAUUCAAAUUUGACUUUUAAAGAAGAUAAUAUUCCUCCUCUUAGUAUGGAAGAAAAUAAUCAAGAGUUGGAGAAGACUCAAAGUGUAUUACAGGAAACUCAUCAUGAUACAAAAGAAGCAAGUGAAAUGGUUAAUGAAACAGUAACAGAAAGAAAUGAAAUGGUUACUGAAACAAUAGAAGAAAUAAUUGAAAUGGUUAAUGAAACAAUACAAGAUACAACUGAAGUGGCUAAUGAAACAACAAAAGGUGAUGAUAGUUCAGAAAAUGUAUUAGAUGCAAGUAAUUCUGUGGACACACCUCAUGUGGCAGACAAAGUUCUAGAAACCGAAUCUGAUUUGGAGUUACCAAAACAACUAUUAUAUUCUGAUGGCAAAGAUGUAAUUUCAGAAAAUAUGAACAUUAAUGAAUUUCGCAAUAGAAAUUUAUUGAAUGUUGAAACAACUAGCCAAGUUGAAAUUGUAGAGGAUGUAGCAAAAGACGAAACUGAUAACAUGAUGGAUAAAGAUUUAGUAGAAGAUAAAAAUAACAAAAUUACAGAGAAUGAAAUUCUAGAUGAAAAUUUAAAUACUGACACGGAAUCAGUGACAGAAUUGACAUCAGAAAAUUUACACGAAAUUCAAGCAACUUCCACCCCCAAUAUUUGCAUAGCCGAUAAUGUUGAAUGUUCUACCCAAGAUAAUAUUCAAAAUGAUUACAUACAUGAGGACACUUUCCAAUUAAAAGAAAAUGCUAUAAUGGAAGGAAUCAAAGUAGAGCAAAGUUAUUGGUUAACCUUAAUUUAUUUAAGUGUUACUGCAACAGCAAUACUUAUAUUUUCUCUGGGAUAUUAUUACAUUGAGAAUAUGAGAAGAGAUAGGCAAUUAAUAGCCAAAGUUAAUAAGCUUGAAAAAGAUUUACUUGUUGCGACAAAGGAAUGCGCAAUGCUUAAUGAAAAUUUGAAAAUAACCAAAGACAAGUUAACAUGUAUUGAAGAUGAAUCAUUCGGUUCCAACGAAAUGGUGCUUUCUUUAAAGGCAGACUUAGAGGCUUCACAGAAUGCAAGAGCAGAGCUGGAAGAUCAAGUUACUAUUCUGGAAAAAGAUUUAGAAAGUGCUACUGAAGCUGGAUUAGAAUUAGAACGAAUGUUACGAGAAGUCCUAUCAUCAAAUAACGAAGUUAAUCCAUUAGCCCAAUCAGUUGAAGAUUUGCAAACAAGGUUGAAUGCUCAACAAACUGCAAAUGAGUCUUUAAAGAAUGCUCUUCAUCUUAAAACUCAAGAGAAUGAGUCUUUAUCGACAAAAUUAGCAACAGUUAAAAAAGAAUAUGAAGAACUUGAGGUUGAACUUUCUCGGGUUACAGAAAAUUUGAAACUUGAGAAAGAUAGUAAAAACUGUCUUGAGCAAACACUGACUGAUAAGGUACAGCAAUUAGAAAUGCAAAUCAAGGAAAUUUCUACUGAAAAAACAACCUUACAGAAGAAGUUAAAAGAAAAAGAAAUAGAAAGGAAAGAUUUAUUGGAAGUUAUUAAUCGAUUGAAUUCCAAUAACUUAGAUUUAGACAAAUUAUAUGAUGUACUUCAUAUUAAAGCAGAGGCAACAGCUUUGCUUGAAGAAAGAAAUGAAUUAAAAAUACGACUAGUUGAAGUUGAAGGAGCACAUCAUUUGUUGGAAGAGCAUAUGAAUGCUGUCAAAGAAGAAAUAGCUACCUUGAGUGAACAAUGCAAGAUAGCAGAAAAAGAAAAAAAAGAUGCAGAAACCCGGCUUGAAGUAUUAACAAAUUUCUUCGAAGAAAAAGAAGCGCAACGGCAAAAGGAAGAAGCUAUUUGGUUGCAACAGCAAGGCGAAGUUGUAUCCACUGUAGAAAGAAUACAAACAAUGCAAAAUGAAAUACAAAAUUAUAAACAGCAAAUAGAAAUGUUAAAACGGGAAAUACUGGAUCAAGAAAGAGAAUACAAAAAUCAAAUUUCUGUUCUUGAGACAAAAGCACAUGAACAAUGGGUAUUAGCACGCCAAGUUGAACGGCGCUUAGAGGAGUCCAAAGUUGAGGCAGGUCAAUUACGUAACCGACUCACGUUAAUAGAAAAGAAUAUUAACGAUGCGGAUUCAGAAGCAAAAUUACAUCGACUGGAAGCAAAUGGAGAGACAACAACGUCGCCUCCAUUAUUCAUAGGAGCAGAAUCAUCCAAUUCUCCUAUAAUGUUUUCUGGUUCUUCAAAUGUUCCUCCUCCACCCCCACCUUCUUAUUUACAUUCACUUUUUCCUCCAUACUUGCCACCUCCGUUACCAAAUACAUCCGGAGUACCACCGUAUGAAGUUAGUCAACGUCCAGCACCAUUAGGUGGUCGGUUAUCCUCACCUCCACCUAUGCCUUUACAUCCUUCUGCCUCCAGCAGGUAUAACAAUGCAGGUUCUCCACCACCACCGAUGUCUUCGCAUCUACUUCCACCUUUUAAUCAUAGAUCACCCCCACCUCCUCCAUUUGGUAGUGAUAUUCAUCCACCUCCACCACACCCUCCUGGUUCGAUAUUGCCUCCACCCCUUGGAACAUCGCGUUUGUGGGGGGAAGAAUCACUGCCACCUCCACGCAAUUCUGGUUUUCAUCCACCACAACGAGAGCGAGUACGAAAUCACAAAGGUUCCUUACAUUCUUCUGGAGAGUCUUUGGACAAGACACAUCAUAAUAGUAAAGUUUAAAUCUCUUAUUUUGUUAUAAAACAUUUUCACACAUACAACACAUUUGUCACUAUAGUAACGUGAUAUUCAUAAACAAAACUUUGAAAACAAGUAACAGUGAUAGAAAAUAUGUUUAUAUUAAUAGAAAAUCAGUUGUACAUUUUGAUAUAGUACUUCUGAAAUGUGAUAGGCACAUACUUAGCUUGCUACAAAAAAUGCAUCUGUCAAAUAUCAUCACUGUUAUAAUAUAAAAAAAAAA
Messenger RNA from Megachile rotundata (alfalfa leafcutting bee), 4596 nucleotides. It is a transcript of the gene Tango1, whose product is annotated as transport and golgi organization 1. Gene Ontology annotation, cellular component: endoplasmic reticulum exit site; endoplasmic reticulum membrane. Gene Ontology annotation, biological process: protein secretion; vesicle cargo loading; endoplasmic reticulum to Golgi vesicle-mediated transport. Gene Ontology annotation, molecular function: protein binding. The record is from RefSeq and is a predicted model, not a curated record. NCBI's taxonomy places the organism in Eukaryota, Metazoa, Arthropoda, Insecta, Hymenoptera, Megachilidae.